AUGCAUGCAUUGCAUUACCGUCGUCUGCCCACACCAGACCACACUCACCACACACACCAUCUCAGGUCACAGCAGAGCCAAACCAAUGAUUUGGAAGCAUUGAGUCAAAGAGAGGGACUUUACCGCCUUUUACUGUGUGUUGAGGUUCGAGAAGGCUGUGUCGGCAAUAGCGAAGCUAAAUUUAAACACGUUUUCGGCUUGAACGUCUGGACUCUCAUGGAUGAAGCCAGAUGA
Botrytis fragariae is the source of this 234-nucleotide messenger RNA. RefSeq lists its product as uncharacterized. NCBI's taxonomy places the organism in Eukaryota, Fungi, Ascomycota, Leotiomycetes, Helotiales, Sclerotiniaceae. The transcript is spliced from 2 exons. The record is from RefSeq and is a predicted model, not a curated record. The coding region runs from base 1 to 234 and encodes 77 amino acids.